AUGUUUGGGAUCCAGGAAAGCAUUCAGCGGAGUGGCAGCAGCAUGAAGGAAGAGCCCCUGGGCGCGGGGAUGAACGCGGUCAGGACCUGGAUGCAGGGAGCCGGCGUCCUGGAUGCAAACACAGCCGCGCAGAGCGGAGUGGGGCUGGCCCGGGCUCACUUCGAGAAGCAGCCCCCCUCCAACCUGAGGAAAUCCAACUUCUUCCACUUCGUCCUGGCUCUGUACGACAGGCAGGGGCAGCCGGUGGAGAUCGAGCGCACUGCCUUCGUGGGCUUCGUGGAGAAGGAGAAAGAAGCCAACAGCGAAAAGACCAAUAACGGGAUCCAUUACCGGCUGCAGCUACUCUACAGCAACGGGAUAAGAACCGAGCAGGAUUUCUACGUCCGCUUAAUCGACUCCAUGACCAAACAAGCGAUAGUGUACGAAGGCCAAGACAAGAACCCAGAAAUGUGCAGAGUUCUUCUCACACAUGAAAUAAUGUGCAGCCGGUGUUGUGACAAGAAAAGCUGUGGCAACAGAAAUGAGACUCCAUCAGAUCCAGUGAUAAUUGACAGGUUCUUCUUGAAAUUUUUUCUCAAAUGUAACCAAAAUUGCCUAAAAAAUGCCGGAAACCCCCGGGACAUGCGGAGAUUCCAGGUUGUGGUGUCGACAACAGUCAACGUGGACGGCCAUGUGUUGGCGGUGUCGGACAAUAUGUUUGUACACAACAACUCCAAGCACGGGCGGAGGGCUCGACGGCUUGAUCCCUCGGAAGGUACGCCUUCUUAUCUGGAACAUGCAGCUACACCAUGUAUCAAAGCUAUCAGCCCGAGUGAAGGAUGGACUACAGGAGGUGCCACUGUCAUCAUCAUAGGAGACAAUUUCUUUGAUGGGUUACAGGUCAUAUUCGGCACCAUGCUGGUCUGGAGUGAGCUGAUUACCCCUCAUGCAAUCCGAGUUCAGACACCUCCCCGACAUAUCCCUGGCGUGGUAGAAGUCACAUUGUCCUACAAGUCUAAGCAGUUCUGUAAGGGAACACCUGGAAGAUUCAUUUACACAGCCCUGAACGAGCCCACCAUUGACUACGGUUUCCAAAGGUUACAGAAGGUUAUCCCACGGCACCCUGGUGACCCUGAACGCUUGCCAAAGGAAGUGAUACUGAAGAGGGCUGCUGAUUUAGUGGAAGCGCUCUAUGGUAUGCCACAUAAUAACCAGGAAAUCAUUCUGAAAAGAGCAGCGGAUAUUGCAGAAGCACUGUACAGUGUUCCCCGCAAUCACAACCAGCUCCCAGCACUUGCUAACACGUCAGUCCAUGCAGGAAUGAUGGGAGUGAAUUCCUUUACUGGUCAGCUAGCAGUCAACGUCUCGGAAGCCUCACAGGCCACCAAUCAGGGUUUUACUCGCAACUCAAGCAGUGUGUCACCUCAUGGGUAUGUGCCAAGCACCACCCCUCAGCAGACAAACUACAACUCCGUCACAACAAGCAUGAACGGCUAUGGGAAUGCUGGAAUGUCAAAUUUAGGUGGUUCUCCAACCUUCCUCAAUGGAUCUGCUGCCAAUUCUCCCUAUGCCAUCGUGCCAUCAAGUCCAACAAUGGCCUCCUCCACUAGCCUCCCAUCAAACUGUAGCAGUUCCUCUGGGAUUUUCUCCUUCUCACCAGCCAACAUGGUCUCAGCGGUGAAACAGAAGAGUGCGUUUGCCCCUGUCGUGAGACCGCAAACUUCCCCACCUCCCGCCUGCACCAGCACCAAUGGCAAUAGCCUGCAAGACCAGUCUUUUGUGGACUCUAGCAAGUACUCCACUGCAGGGUCUCUCCAGGGGCUGGCCUUCUCCUGA
Messenger RNA from Emys orbicularis (European pond turtle), 1815 nucleotides. It is a transcript of the gene EBF1, whose product is annotated as EBF transcription factor 1. Gene Ontology annotation, molecular function: DNA-binding transcription factor activity, RNA polymerase II-specific; RNA polymerase II cis-regulatory region sequence-specific DNA binding. NCBI's taxonomy places the organism in Eukaryota, Metazoa, Chordata, Testudines, Emydidae. The record is from RefSeq and is a predicted model, not a curated record. Bases 1 to 1815 code for a protein of 604 amino acids. The transcript is spliced from 16 exons. Gene Ontology annotation, biological process: regulation of transcription by RNA polymerase II.